Molecule: messenger RNA, 1970 nt
Organism: Myxocyprinus asiaticus (Chinese sucker)
Lineage: Eukaryota; Metazoa; Chordata; Actinopteri; Cypriniformes; Catostomidae
Product: guanine nucleotide-binding protein G(I)/G(S)/G(T) subunit beta-3-like
Exons: 9
Coding region: 188-1204 (338 amino acids)
Biological process (GO): G protein-coupled receptor signaling pathway
Cellular component (GO): heterotrimeric G-protein complex; cytoplasm
Molecular function (GO): protein binding; signaling receptor complex adaptor activity
Source: RefSeq, a predicted model, not a curated record
UGCAUCCAGUCUGUUGGGGGAGCGUGUGAGAGGCACAGAGAGAUUGGAGAGUUGUCUUGUGGACUAAGAAAUAUAAAGACAGAAAAAAAAGGAUUGUUUAGAGUGACUUCAGAGUUAUAGAGAAGAAAAAAAAAACUUUCUGGUUAGAGAGCAGUUGUGUUUGUAAGCAGCCCGAUCAACAGCCGCCAUGGGUGAAAUGGAACAGAUGAAAAAGGAGGCCGAAGCCUUGAAGACACAGAUCGAGGCUGCUCGCAAAGCAGUCCAUGACACAGAUAUGGCUGCUGCCGCUGCUGGGGUGGCUCCUGCCCCUCGGGUCCAACUCAAGACCAGGAGAACACUGAAGGGACACCUGGCCAAAAUCUACGCCAUGCACUGGGCUACAGACAACAGGCUAAUGGUCAGUGCAUCACAGGAUGGCAAACUCAUUAUCUGGGACUCUCACUCUGGUAACAAGAUCAAUGCUAUUCCUCUCAAGUCCUCAUGGGUGAUGACCUGCGCAUACGCUCCUUCUGGAAACCUUGUGGCCAGUGGUGGUCUCGACAACAUGUGUACUGUCUACAACUUGAAGACACCCGUAGUCAAGACUGUGAAAGAAUUGGAUGCUCACACAGGUUACUUGUCCUGUGCACGCUUCCUAAGUGACAGUGAUAUUAUCACUUCUUCUGGUGAUACCACAUGUGCUCUGUGGGAUAUAGAGACUGGCAAGCAGAAAACAGUGUUCUUGAACCAUAUUGGUGACUGCAUGUGUCUUUCACUGUCUCCGGACAAUAAUGCAUUCAUUUCUGGUGCUUGUGACUCUCUGGCCAAGCUGUGGGACAUCAGAGACGGCCAGUGCAAGCAAACCUUCCAGGGUCACACCAGUGACAUCAAUGCCAUUUCAUUCUUACCCAAUGGUAAUGCAGUUGUUACUGGCUCAGAUGACUGCACAUGCAAGAUGUAUGAUAUUCGCUCCGAUCAGGAAGUGAUCAGCUACCAGGAUGCUCAGCUGAACAGCGGCGUUACAUCACUGGCUCUGUCCAUCUCCGGCCGUCUCAUCUUUGCUGGUUAUGAUGACUUCAACUGCAAUAUCUGGGACUCGCUAAAGGGCGAGAAAGUGGGAGUGUUGUCUGGCCAUGACAACAGGGUGAGCUGCACUGGAGUACCAGCUGACGGCAUGUGCGUUUGCACUGGCUCAUGGGACAGCUUCCUGAAGAUCUGGAACUGAGCCGAACCUGGAGCAAAGAUCAGGAGAGAAUGAGAGAGAAAGAACUGGUAAAGACUGAGUGAGAGAAGAUGGAAUGAAAUGGGGAAAUUCCAAGCAACAAUGAAUCUCUUUAUCUCACACAAAUACAUAAACAUCCACCUGUAUAUGUGUGUGAUUUCUGGACGACUGGAUUUUAUUAGAGUAUAUAAAUGGAAUAUGUAAUUGGACAAAUAUAACACAGGAAGACUGCAUAAAUGCGAUCAUAACAUGUAAUCACAUAAAUUAGUAACAAAGUCACACUGGAAAUCAGUAAGUUGACUUGCAAUAGGGGUUUAUUGACAACAUAAAAAAAAUGAAAUAAAAAAAACAAGAAUUUAAAAUAUAGUAUUUAUUUGUCUGUUAAAACCCUCUACUAUUAGAUUUGUGUGUAGAUUUCCAUUUUCUAGAUGCUAUAAUAGAAUGCAGAGUAACUGUACAGUGAUUUUUUGCAACACCCACACUGUCUUGACUGUCUGAGAUCCAGUAUUAUGGCUCUUUGAUGAUGUUGGCAACAGUAACAUGGCAUACAGUGAAAAUAAAUUGAUUUCUACGGACUUCCCUUUACCAAACUUCACAAAGCUCUCAAUUUGACAAAAUGAGGUUAUACUAAGAGAUACAAUGUCUUUGAAUCUGUAUUUACUUCUUUCAUCAUUUAAUAGGACUUUUACAUAAACGAAAGUUCAUGUUGAAUAUUGCAGUGGCUACUUGAUACCUUUCUAAUAAACAUAGUGUUCUGCAUUAAACAAUA